AAUCCUUAUUGCAUCAUCAAGUGUGACGGAUCGACCGUCCGAACGCCGAUCUGUAAAGAGUGCGCGGACCCUGUGUGGGAUAUGAAAUGCGUGUUUGUUCGCAAGCGUACGGAGAAGCCCGUGAAAAUUGACGUUUGGAGUUCUAAUCUGGUGAAGGACACGUUUAUCGGUCGCGUGUUGCUCGACUGUCCAGUGACGAACAGUAUGACAAAGGUUGAGAAACAGCUGCAAGACAAGGGCAAACGGAUGGAAGAACCUGAGUAUCGCCUAGGAAAACUGCUUAUCCACGUUGCUACGUUUGACAAUCCAAUGCACUUCUGA
This is a messenger RNA of Soboliphyme baturini, 321 nucleotides long. The record is from the annotation of a GenBank genome assembly. Lineage: Eukaryota; Metazoa; Nematoda; Enoplea; Dioctophymatida; Soboliphymatidae.